AUGCAUCUUCCGAGCCUCGCCCUUCUAGCCGCGACAGCUCCGACCGCUUUGGCAUGCACUUUCGGAAUCCAAUUUCGCUAUAUUCGUGGAGGUGGCGCUUCGGAACUCCAGUGUAUAGGUUUUGCAUAUGACAGUAACAAUCCGGACAUCAUAAACGAUGUUAAGGAUGCCUAUUCCAACAUCGCAUGUGGCGGCGGUUGCACAAACCUUGACUUCAAUGGAAAGACAUACCGAUUUUGUUUUGACCACGCCGCGAACCUGGACAUCCAAGGAGAUGCUUCUGUUCAACGUGUUGAUGGUGGUGUCAAGGUCAAUAUUGUGCCUGAUGGGGAGAAGAAGGUAGAUAGAUUUACUGCCGGCCUCGGCAGUGUUGUUACGCACGCCUUCUACCGGUCUAAUAUUGGGUGCCCGAGUGGUUGA
Molecule: messenger RNA, 420 nt
Organism: Aspergillus welwitschiae
Lineage: Eukaryota; Fungi; Ascomycota; Eurotiomycetes; Eurotiales; Aspergillaceae
Exons: 1
Coding region: 1-420 (139 amino acids)
Source: RefSeq, a predicted model, not a curated record